CCUCUGAUCACCAUCUUCUGUGGACUGUCUAUCUUCACGGUGUUGGGGCACAUGGCUUACGUGACCGGGGUCGACAUGGACGACUUCAAGUCAUCAGGUCUUAAUCUGGCGUUCUCAGUGUUACCGGAAGCAGUGACUUAUCUCCCUUUGUCCCAGUUGUGGUCGGUGCUGGUCUUCCUGAUGAUGAUGACGUUGGGCCUUGAUACAACGGUACCGAGUUUAGAGAUAACACAGGAGACCCUAGCUGACCAGUUCCCUUCACUGGCCAAACGGCGGUGGCUUCUCCUCCUGAUCGUGUUUCUUCCUUGCUUCCUUCUAGCUCUUCCCUAUACCACACAGAGUGGCAUCUACGUCCUGACUCUCGUAGACUGGUACUCCUCGGUGCCGCCUGUGAUGCUGUUUGGGGUGGUGGAGUGUAUAGUGCUGGCCUGGGUGUUUGGUGUAUGGAGACUGGACAAGUGUACGAUGGAGAUGUAUGGACAGACCGUCCCAAGGUGGCUGGCUUUCCUCAUGAAAUACAUCACACCAGGACUUCUCAUGAUUAUUUUUGUGUACGCCUUCUACGAGUACCGUCCUCCAAAAUAUGGUGACUACUUCUAUCCUGAAUGGGCAACUGUGAUUGGCUGGCUUAUAUCUCUGUUCAUGAUUGUACCAACGCCUUGCUGGAUGGUGUACUGUGUAUGGAAGUCGGAAGGGGACACAUUUAAACAGAAAUUGGUGAACGCAUUCAUUCCGCAAGAUGUACCAUCGGAUAUACCAAUGGAAAACAGACGUGAAGAGCAAGAAGCACUCAACGUAGCCAUAUAAUCGACAGUUCCAUGUCAACCCAUCCUCUAUAAUCCAGUGUGAUAUAUCUCAAUUCUGUAAUAAUCAAUAUCCUGGACCCAUUCGCUACCAUAACUUCGUUUAGCAAGGGACGGCACUAUACCUCUUAUUGGUAACUUCGUUUAGCAAGUGACGGCACUAUACCUCUUAUUGGUAACUUCGUUCAGCAAGUGACGGCACUAUACCUCUUAUUGGUAACUUCGUUUAGCAAGUGACGGCACUAUACCUCUUAUUGGUAACUUCGUUUAGCAAGUGACGGCACUAUACCUCUUAUUGGUAACUUCGUUUAGCAAGUGACGGCACUAUACCUCUUAUUGGUAACUUCGUUCAGCAAGUGACGGCACUAUACCUCUUAUUGGUAACUUCGUUUAGCAAGUGACGGCACUAUACCUCUUAUUGGUAACUUCGUUUAGCAAGUGACGGCACUAUACCUCUUAUUGGUAACUUCGUUCAGCAAGUGACGGCACUAUACCUCUUAUUGGUAACUUCGUUUAGCAAGUGACGGCACUAUACCUCUUAUUGGUAACUUCGUUUAGCAAGUGACGGCACUAUACCUCUUAUUGGUAACUUCGUUUAGCAAGUGACAGCACUAUACCUCUUAUUGGUAACUUCGUUCAGCAAGUGACAGCACUAUACCUCUUAUUGGUAACUUCGUUUAGCAAGUGACGGCACUAUACCUCUUAUUGGUAACUUCGUUUAGCAAGUGACGGCACUAUACCUCUUAUUGGUAACUUCGUUCAGAAUGCCUCUCGGUCAUGCGUGUAAUUUCAUUGGGCGGCUAUUUUUAGCAACGCCUCUUACUCUGACACAUAACGAAGUGAAUUGGCGAAAGGGUUCAGGAGAUUGAUCGUAAUAGAUUUCAAAUUUAUUAGCGUCAUUAUUGAAUGGUCACCUAGGUAUGUCGGGGAGCAAACCAUGAACAUAUGCUAACUCGUAAAUGCGAAAAAAAAUUGAAUGAGUGAGUGAGUUUAUGCUUUACGUCACAUCGGCAAUAUUUCAGCUAUAUCGUGACGAGAAAUUAUUCAUUUUUAAUAUAUAUGUUUAAACUUAAUAAAAACCAAAAUUACUAGAAUAUCACAGAUUAAUAUUUAAAACUAGCAUACAACUAUAGAAAGGAUAUCACUAUA
Messenger RNA from Haliotis rufescens (red abalone), 1952 nucleotides. Its product is annotated as sodium- and chloride-dependent glycine transporter 1-like. Gene Ontology annotation, biological process: sodium ion transmembrane transport. Gene Ontology annotation, cellular component: membrane. The transcript has 7 exons. NCBI's taxonomy places the organism in Eukaryota, Metazoa, Mollusca, Gastropoda, Lepetellida, Haliotidae. Bases 52 to 807 code for a protein of 251 amino acids. The record is from RefSeq and is a predicted model, not a curated record.